Molecule: messenger RNA, 2062 nt
Organism: Carica papaya (papaya)
Lineage: Eukaryota; Viridiplantae; Streptophyta; Magnoliopsida; Brassicales; Caricaceae
Product: importin subunit alpha-9
Biological process (GO): protein import into nucleus
Cellular component (GO): cytoplasm
Molecular function (GO): protein binding; nuclear import signal receptor activity
Source: RefSeq, a predicted model, not a curated record
CUAAAAUUCAAUUAGGAUAAUGAUAUUAACAAAUGGCAAUCAAUCCAAGGCGGCGAAUUUUCGUGCUUGGACACGUGAGGAAGUGAUCCCGUUGGUAUUUGGGGCCUUUCCCCUUUUCCCAACUUCAGUUGUUUUCUCAUUCAAAAUCCUCACUUCACAUUCUUCUGCCUGAAAGGAAGAGCUUCCCAUUGCUACCACUAUGGCCGAUGAUGGUUUGUCCUCUCAUAGGAGAGACCCAAUCAAGACUUCAGUGGGGAACCUUGCAGCUCAGAGACGGCGGCAGCACGCGGUUACUGUCAGGAAAGAAAGAAGAGAUUCAUUAGUGCAGGCAAAGCGUCUUUGCAGAGUUGGGACUAGUGGCGAUUGCGAUUAUCCCGUGGAUAAUGAUAUGAUAAUUGAUGAAGAGCCGUCGAUUCUCGAGGCUCAAACCAUUUCUGCAGUAGAAGAACUAAAGUCUGCUGUUGCCUAUCAAGGAAGAGGCGCAAUGCAGAAGCGGGUGAGUGCGCUUCGUGAACUAAGGCGUCUAUUAUCGAUGUCCGAGUUUCCUCCAGUUGAAGCUGCGCUUAAAGCUGGAGCAAUAUCAAUACUUGUGCAGUGUCUUUCUUUUGGCUCUCCUGAUGAGCAGUUGCUUGAGGCUGCUUGGUGCCUCACAAACAUUGCAGCAGGAAAACCAGAAGAAACAAAAGCUUUGUUGCCUGCAUUGCCACUGCUCAUUGCUCACCUUGGAGAAAAGAGUUCUGUGCCUGUAGCUGAGCAGUGUUCAUGGGCCUUGGGAAAUGUUGCUGGUGAAGGAGAGGAUCUAAGAAAUGUUUUGCUAUCCCAAGGGGCCUUACUACCCCUUGCAAGAAUGAUGCUGCCUAACAAAGGUUCAACAGUGAGAACAGCUGCUUGGGCUUUGUCAAACCUAAUCAAGGGCCCCGAUCCUAAAGCAGCAGUGGAGCUAAUGAAGGUUGAUGGGGUACUUGAUGCAAUCAUUCGACACUUGAAGAAAGCGGAUGAGGAUCUUGCAACUGAAGUAGCAUGGGUAGUUGUAUAUCUGUCAGCUCUUUCAAACCUUGGUUCAAGUUUGCUGGUGAAGAGAGACAUUCUUCAAAUCCUUGUGGAAAGAUUGGAGACGUCCAAUAGCUUGCAAUUACUCAUUCCGGUGCUGAGAACUUUAGGUAAUCUUGUGGCCGGUGAUUCACAUACAAUUUCUGCUAUUCUUAUUCCAGGACAUGAAAUUACAGAUAAUAUCAUAAUGGUCCUAAUAAAAUGUUUGAAAUGUGAGCACAGGGUAUUGAAAAAGGAAGCAGCUUGGGUGUUGUCUAAUAUUGCUGCUGGUUCCAUUGAACAGAAACAGUUGAUAUAUUGUAGUGAGGUGGUGCCUUUGGCGUUACGCUUUCUUUCAACAGCACCAUUUGACAUAAGAAAGGAAGUGGCAUAUGUUUUAGGAAAUCUCUGUGUUGCUCCAGCCACAGGAGAUGGGAAGCCAACUUUGGUUCUAGAUCACUUGGUUUCCCUUGUUGGCAGAGGAUGCCUUUCAGGUUUCAUUGACUUGGUUAGGUCUGCCGAUAUUGAGGCUGCUCGAUUAGGUCUUCAGUUCAUAGAACUGGUUCUUAGAGGGAUGCCAAAUGGUGAGGGUCCAAAGCUUGUUGAAGGAGAGGAUGGAAUUGAUGCAAUGGAGAGAUUUCAAUUUCAUGAAAAUCAGGAUCUGAGAACCAUGGCGAACAGUUUAGUUGAUAAAUACUUUGGGGAGGACUAUGGUGCGGAUGAGUAGCUGAGGAUAGUAUACUUUCUGAUAACUCCUCUUUUUUCUUCCAUUUUUAAUUUGUUGCAUUGUCAGCCCAUCCUUGUGGGAAGUAGUUUAUUCGUUGCCUUGUUGGCGAUCUUUACGGGAAGUCGUCAUGAACCAUUUGAUGAUAAUCGCCAUUUUGUGGCCAAACUGUGAAUUGGUUUGUUAAAGGUUGAUAUAAAAAAUUCCGUAGGAUGUUUGACACCAUGCAAUUAGGUAUUUGUUGUUCAUGGUGUCAUGGGAUGUUUUGGCACGGUGUUACUAAGCAAUUGUUCAUGAUGCCUUUGUAAA